AAUGAAUAUCGAACACGAACCACACUUUCUAUGUCGAUGGGGACAAGAAACCUUGCUAUUAGAUGGCAAUGUUUACUUCUUCCCUCCAAAUUCAUCAGCAUCAUUCCUAGGAAAAAAGCCUUCAGAGGAGAUUAGUUGGGAUACUGAUACUUUACGUAGUUCGGUAAUUCCAGUAUUAGAGUCUUAUAUCUCCAAAAAUGGUAAACCUGCUGAUUGGCCAGACUUUAGUCCUAUAAAAGAUGCUAAGGAAGAAAUAAAGAUGAAUUCUAGGACAAUUAAUAAAUAUUUUCUUGUUAUUGAGAAUGAAAACUCAACAACAGGAAGAGAGGUACAGCUGGAUGCUGUUUCUGUGUCAACAUAUUAUGUACGUAGGAAGAUAGAUAACAAAGUUGUCGAACCUAGAUUAUAUCUAUUAAGCUCUUCAAGAGCACCUGAUAUUUUUUUAAAAGAAUCCAAUUCACAUUCCACCUUAACUUCAAUUAUGAUGAAAAUGUCAGGAACUGAAAAGAGGUCACAACUUAGCGAAGAAGAGAUUAAAGAGGCUGAAAAACCGUUAAAUUCACAUCAAGUGAAUGAUGAAGCGGUGCAUGCAGCUGAUUUAUUACAAGGAUUAAGAUAUUCAUUCUACAACGAAAUAGGUUUAAAAAAAUUCAUCAAGGACAAAAGUUUAAUUGCUCUGAAAAACUUUAUACAUCAAUUAUACUUACAUUUAGACAUUGAUAGUGAUCUAACAUCAUCCCUUAGUCAAUUAGAUGAUUGGAUAGAAACUAAGCUUGAUGAGAACUUAAUUACGCAUAAUGAGUGGAGGGAUAAAAUUCAGAUAAUAUUUUAUAAUAUCUUACCAACUUCAACCGAGUUUGUCGGUUGUGCAGGUAGCAAGUCUCACUUAAGAGGCUAUCCAUGUUCCUUGUGGACAUUAUUUCACGUAAUGACUGUUCAUUCGUCAUAUAUGUCGAAGCUAGCUAAAAAUGAUCCUCCAAAAGUUUUAAUGGCUAUGAAAGGCUAUGUGAAAUAUUUCUUUGGUUGCACAGAAUGCUGUAAGAAUUUUUUAAAAAUGGCCAAGAACGUUGAAGAUGAUGUUAGAGGAGAUCAGGAAGCUUUAUGGCUUUGGAGAUCUCACAAUAGAGUUAACAAACGCUUAAAGGGUACACCCUCAGAAGAUCCUACACAUGUUAAACUGCAGUUUCCAUCUCGUAUUUUAUGCUGGAGCUGUCAAAAGAGAAGCAAUCAGUUUCGCGUGUCAAAUGUUGUUGAAUAUCUCAAAAAGAGAUAUGCUAAAGCACAUAUAAUUAUGGAUCAUCCAAAGCGAAAAUUAUUUAUUCACAAUAGCAAAAGUGUUCUUUUCUUAUCGCAAUUUGACGUUGGUUUUUGCAUAGUAUUUUACAUAGCAAGCGUCUUCUUAAUUGUAUGCGUCUACAUUUAUUUCUGGAGGAAGAGAGCAUGCUGCCGAAAAGUUCUACCAAAACGAAAAUAUCUUAGUCAGCCUUAG
This is a messenger RNA of Dimorphilus gyrociliatus, 1489 nucleotides long. The record is from the annotation of a GenBank genome assembly. Lineage: Eukaryota; Metazoa; Annelida; Polychaeta; Dinophilidae.